Molecule: messenger RNA, 1692 nt
Organism: Nematolebias whitei (Rio pearlfish)
Lineage: Eukaryota; Metazoa; Chordata; Actinopteri; Cyprinodontiformes; Rivulidae
Product: NEDD4 family-interacting protein 1-like
Exons: 8
Coding region: 226-915 (229 amino acids)
Biological process (GO): ubiquitin-dependent protein catabolic process; vacuolar transport; metal ion transport
Cellular component (GO): perinuclear region of cytoplasm; Golgi apparatus; endoplasmic reticulum
Molecular function (GO): WW domain binding
Source: RefSeq, a predicted model, not a curated record
CCUCAACGUAGGUUAGAGCGUGUCAACGCUAACAGGAAGUAGUUGUAUGAUUUGCAAAUGACAGAGAAAUUGACUAUUUUUUUCAAUCGCUGUCACGGAAAGAAACAGUUUUCCAUUGUAGUCCGGAGUGAGAUUUAGUUUAUAGCGUUAUAUAAUUUUGUGUAAAUCGGGUGUAGUGGUGGUGUGUAUUAUUCUCACUUUGAUUCCCUAACCUUUUGAAGCGGGAUGGCGGAAACGAACGCCAGAUAUCAGCAGUUGCCCAAUGAGGAGGACCCAGAAGAGAGUCCACAGGUGGCAGCCGAUGCUCCACCUCCGUACAGCAGCGUCACAGCAGACAGUUCUGCCUUCUUUGAUUACAAGGAAGACGGUGUUUUCCCCAAGCCUCCAUCAUACAACGUAGCAACUACGCUACCUUCCUAUGAUGAAGCAGAACGAACCAAAGCCGAGACUUCAGCUUCUCUGGUAACAGGAAGACCUCAGCACAGGGAACACCUGGAGACUUUUGAUGAUAUUAUUCGCAGUUCACUCGAGGAUGAGGACUUUGUGACCAGAGAUGAUUUUGAAGAUGCAGACCAGCUGAGGAUUGGGAAUGACGGCAUCUUCAUGCUCACGUUCUUCAUGGCAUUCUUGUUCAACUGGAUCGGCUUCUUCUUGUCUUUCUGUCUGACCACCUCGGCAGCUGGACGCUACGGGGCAGUUUCAGGCUUUGGACUGUCCCUCAUCAAAUGGAUCCUCAUUGUCAGGUUCUCUACGUACUUCCCGGGUUACUUUGAUGGACAGUACUGGCUGUGGUGGGUGUUCCUGGUGUUGGGCUUUUUGCUCUUUGUCCGAGGAUUCAUCAAUUAUGCCCGAAUUCGCAAUAUGGCCGACUCCUUAUCUACUUUACCCCGUACUCGAGUGCUCUUCAUCUUCUGAGCUCACGGACCACCAGUGUUUUUCAUUCUUUAUUUUGUGAUUGUAUGACAUGUUUUCAAUUUAAAAGGGAAACGAGGAUCUUAUUUUUACCCUCAUGUUGACACAGUAUUUGGACAAUAUGACACCUGUCGCCCCCUUUUAGUGUAAAAUCAGUGAAUGCUGAGAAAUCCGUGCAACUCUUGGGUUGUUAGUGGUGAAAUGUCAAGUGCUUGAAGUGUAAUGUUCAAAUGAAUGCCUUACUGUUUUAUUGUUUGUAGGUAGCAGCAGCAUGGACUGGUUUUUCUUUCAGCCACCAGGGGGCAGUCUUGUCUGUGCGUUUUUCUCAAAUAGGCUGUCUUGUACAGAUUGGUUGCCAGCCCAGAGCUCUUUGGGUGAUUCAGGGGUUAUGGAUUGAUUCAACACAGUGUGAGAUUAUGUAUUUCAGUUUAAUGUGCUUUUAACUUCUCUGGCCAAUGUGUUGCUUGUGAAAUAAAAAACAAUUCAGGUAAAACUACAGUGUUAAAAGGGAAAAGUAGGUUUUGUGUUGAUGGGCUGAAAGGACUAUUUGGAAGAAAAUAAUCAUCAAUUUUUGUUCACGUAUUCAUAAUAUGCCCAUACACUUGAUGCUAGUAAAUAUUUUCCCCCCAGUUACACACAUAUAUAUUAGCAAAGUACUAGCAACUGUUUUUAAAAUGGUCAAGAGUAGAUCGUGAGGAAGACCGAGGGCCAAGUUGAUAGUCUGGGUUUAGAUGAGCAUCCAGACAUUUCAAGUUCAAUAAAAAAUUUCAACACCCAAAA